Oncorhynchus kisutch (coho salmon) is the source of this 5347-nucleotide messenger RNA. It is a transcript of the gene csnk1da, whose product is annotated as casein kinase 1, delta a. The record is from RefSeq and is a predicted model, not a curated record. Gene Ontology annotation, molecular function: protein kinase activity; ATP binding. Gene Ontology annotation, biological process: protein phosphorylation. The transcript has 9 exons. NCBI's taxonomy places the organism in Eukaryota, Metazoa, Chordata, Actinopteri, Salmoniformes, Salmonidae. Bases 435 to 1658 code for a protein of 407 amino acids.
AAGUCGCAUAUUAACUAUGUGGAAAAAGCCAGACGCAGAGACAGUGGUGAAAGAACAUAGCAAAAAAAUACAAGGGCAACGUCUUCAAAAAUCCAUCUUCAUCUUCGGGAAAAGCAAUUCGGGAUGAUAUCGAAAAUAGCAAGAGCAUAAACUACACACGUUAACCUUCAAAACAAACCCAUUAUUAUGAUUUUAUGACAUUAGGAUUGUUUUAAAAAGAGAGGUGAAAGAUAGUUUGUUGGAUUGUAGCUAGGGACAGUGUUACUAUAUCCGGAUAUAGACUACGGGAAGCAGAAAGAAGAGAGAAAAAUAAACCGUUUCUGGAAAUAAUUUUGCCUUUAAAAAAUAUAUUUGGACUAAAACUUUCUUGGACUUUUGCUGAAACAUUUUUUUUGUGGAUUUUGAGCUAGCUUGCUAGCUAUAAAUUGUCAAUCAUGGAAUUGAGAGUGGGAAACCGAUACAGACUGGGCAGAAAAAUUGGAAGUGGUUCGUUUGGAGAUAUUUAUUUGGGUACUGAUAUCUCGGUAGGAGAGGAGGUGGCCAUCAAGCUAGAAUGUGUGAAGACCAAGCACCCACAGCUCCACAUCGAGAGCAAGAUCUACAAGAUGAUGCAGGGAGGAGUGGGUAUCCCAACGAUAAAGUGGUGUGGGGCGGAGGGCGACUACAACGUGAUGGUGAUGGAGCUGUUAGGACCUAGUCUGGAAGACCUGUUCAACUUCUGCUCCCGCAAGUUCUCCCUCAAGACUGUCCUGCUGCUGGCUGACCAGAUGAUCAGCCGUAUAGAGUACAUCCACUCUAAGAACUUCAUCCACAGAGACGUGAAGCCAGACAACUUCCUGAUGGGCCUGGGCAAGAAGGGCAACCUGGUGUACAUCAUCGACUUUGGGCUGGCCAAGAAGUACCGCGACGCCCGCACACACCAGCACAUCCCCUACCGCGAGAACAAGAACCUGACCGGCACCGCACGCUACGCAUCCAUCAACACACACCUGGGAAUCGAGCAGUCUCGUCGUGAUGACCUGGAGUCUCUUGGCUAUGUCCUGAUGUACUUCAACCUGGGCAGUCUGCCCUGGCAGGGCCUGAAGGCUGCCACUAAGAGACAGAAGUACGAACGCAUCAGUGAGAAGAAGAUGUCUACCCCCAUCGAGGUCCUCUGUAAAGGAUAUCCAUCGGAGUUUGCCACGUACCUGAACUUCUGCCGUUCUCUGCGGUUCGAUGACAAGCCCGACUACUCGUACCUCAGACAGCUGUUCAGGAACCUGUUCCACAGACAGGGCUUCUCCUACGACUACGUCUUCGACUGGAACAUGCUCAAGUUUGGCGCCAACAGGGCAGCGGAGGAUGCAGAGAGGGAGAGGAGAGCUGGUGAGGACAGACUGAGACAGGGACAGGCCAGGGCCCCUGCAGGGGCCAGGGGGAUCCCCUCCGCCUCCGGACGACCCAGAGGAGCACAGGACGCAGCCGCACCCGCACCCCUCACACCCACCUCACACACAGGUAUGGAGCGAGAGAGGAAGGUCAGCAUGCGUCUUCAUCGUGGAGCUCCUGUCAACAUCUCCUCCUCAGACCUGACUGGACGACAGGACUCACGCAUGUCCACCUCACAGGCUCUCUCUCGUGUCACCCCCAGUGGCCUCCAGUCAGCAGCCCCUCGAUGAGUCCCUCUGCCCCCAUCACCACCACCGUCACCACCCUGGAGGGUUAGACCAUGCACGGCCCUAACCAUACCACACACCAACACACACUUCAAUACCUGGAGGACGCUUACUGAAACAACCAGUCAACCCAUCAGAAGCCUGGACUCUUACACAAUCAACCAAUCAAAAGGCAGGACAAGGACCUCGUCAUCCGCUAGCAACUCCAUCCAUCCAACCAGCCAAUCAAAACACACAGACUGAUGCUAUGCCUCUUUGACAUCAACUGAUCUCUGCUAAGUAACAAGCUCAUGCUGUUGUAACAGGGUGGAUGACACACACACUCUCUCUCUCACACACACACACACACACACGACUCAGAGAGCGUUCAGCCGUGCUCAUCGGGGAUGGAGGAGGAGGAGGAGAUGAGACGGGGAUGGAGGAGGAGAGGGGGGAAGGAGAGAUUUUGUUGCCCCUGGCACACCCAGAACAUUCACUGCCCCCCCCCCCCACCCCUCUGCUUUCGUGAACCCCAGUGAGGACACUGACAUGGGGCACAGACCUGCUUAAUGCCCCUUACACACCACCUCCUCCAUCACUUCUCUCCCUCUCUCCUCCUCCAUCACUUCUCUCCCUCUCUCUCCUCCUCCAUCACUUCUCUCCCUCUCUCUCCUCCUCCAUCACUUCUCUCCCUCUCUCUCCUCCUCCAUCACUUCUCUCCCUCUCUCUCCUCCUCCAUCACUUCUCUCCCUCUCUCUCCUCCUCCAUCACUUCUCUCCCUCUCUCUCCUCUACCAUCACUUCUCUCCCUCUCUCUCCUCCUCCAUCACUUCUCUCCCUCUCUCUCCUCCUCCAUCACUUCUCUCCCUCUCUCUCCUCCUCCAUCACUUCUCUCCCUCUCUCUCCUCCUCCAUCACUUCUCUCCCUCUCUCUCUCUCCUCCUCCAUCACUUCUCUCCCUCUCUCUCUCUCCUCCUCCAUCACUUCUCUCCCUCUCUCUCUCUCCUCCUCCAUCACUUCUCUCCCUCUCUCUCUCUCCUCCUCCAUCACUUCUCUCCCUCUCUCUCUCUCCUCCUCCAUCACUUCUCUCCCUCUCUCUCUCUCCUCCUCCAUCACUUCUCUCCCUCUCUCUCUCUCCUCCUCCAUCACUUCUCUCCCUCUCUCUCUCUCUCUCUCCUCCUCCAUCACUUCUCUCCCUCUCUCUCUCUCUCUCUUCUCUCUCUCCUCCAUCACUUCUCUCCCUCUCUCUCCUCCAUCACUUCUCUCCCUCUCUCUCCUCCAUCACUUCUCUCCCUCUCUCUCCUCCAUCACUUCUCUCCCUCUCUCUCCUCCAUCACUUCUCUCCCUCUCUCUCUCUCUCCUCCAUCACUUCUCUCCCUCUCUCUCUCUCUCCUCCAUCACUUCUCUCCCUCUCUCUCUCUCUCCUCCAUCACUUCUCUCCCUCUCUCUCUCUCCUCCAUCACUUCUCUCCCUCUCUCUCUCUCUCUCCUCCAUCACUUCUCUCCCUCUCUCUCUCUCUCUCCUCCAUCACUUCUCUCCCUCUCUCUCUCUCUCUCUCCUCCAUCACUUCUCUCCCUCUCUCUCUCUCUCUCCUCCAUCACUUCUCUCCCUCUCUCUCUCUCUCUCUCUCUCUCUCCUCCAUCACUUCUCUCUCUCUCUCCUCCUCCAUGCUGAACCAGAUGCUCCUCCCAGCCAGACAGUUCUCCUCCAGAGUUGCUGUCCUGAUAAAAACCAUCAGCUUGUUUCUCUUUCCUGUUGUUUUUUUUACUUUAUUUACUUGACUUUUUCCUCUGUGUUUGUAUUUUAGGUGAAGUUGAUUAAAAGUUUGUUUGUACUGGCAGUGUUCUGUUCUGACUACACUGACUGUGUGUGUUGCUGUUUUUAUACGGUGGCUGAAUAUCAACUGACGAAUGCCAAAUCAUUAAUGGUGUCUGUGUGAAAAGUCAAGUGUGUUUCCUGUUUUAAAGAGAGACGAUGGAAGUAAUAUUAAAUGAAUAACCCCCCUAAUUGAAGCUCUGAAGGUCAUGUGAGAGAGGUCUGUUUGUGCAGCGGUAGAUGGCCUGGGUUCCAUUUUAUGUCCUCAAAAGACUCUCUUAAUCCCCACAAUGCAAUGCUGAGAAAGAGAGUACUAUUCUCCAACUGGACAGCGGGUUUGUUUAGAGGGAAGACGUUUUAAUGUGUCCCAAACACCACCCUACUCCCUAUGGGCUCUGGUCCAUUUUAUUGGUCACGUACUACACGUGUUCAGCCGAUGUGUGUGUGUAGCUACAUGCUUGUGGACUGAAUAGGGAUUAGGGUGCUGUUUGAGACGUGUCCCUCUCUGUUGUUUUUAAAGGGGACUGGGAGAAAGCAAAUCCUCUACUGUUCUGAAGGUGACUGUGUGUGUGUGUGACAGUUUUAAAUAAGGACUGGUUGUUUGUCCAUAGGGAUGGGGGGGGGGGGUUGCCGAUGUCUUCUCUGCUAGUCAGUCUGUUUCUCCAUCACCUCGUCUCUCUUCAGCCUCCUCUUCCUCUUCUGCUGUUGGUGUUCUGGGGCUGAAAGCUGUGAAUCACCCGUCUCCACACUCAUGUAGCAGUUAUUUUUGUAGUUGAACUUGUUGGUCAGUUAAAUGUGUGUUGGGGGGGGGUCUGCUUUAAAAUGCCUUUUUCAACCUAUGCUUUCAAUCCACAAUCUCAAACUUUUAUUUUUUAUUUUGUUAUCAAUCAAUAUUUUAAAAUGUUUAUAAUGUAAUGAGACUACGUUUCUAAGAAAAAAGUGAUCUGAUAAUUGCCAGAGGGCAAAGUCUGGUUUGGUGGAUGUACAGGAGACUAUCGACCAAUGCUACGUUUCUCUCUCUUCUGGUUGUCCUAUUGGUUAGUUCAGGAAGAGGGCCAACCCACUCGUCACAUCAUUCAGUGUAGUACUGCCUCAGGGUGCUGUAGGCCUUUUCUGUAGUCUGGGUUAAAGGGGCUUUAGUGGUUCCUGGAUCAGUUUGUGCUGUCUUGUCAACUUUAUCACUCAGUGCAUUAUAAUGAGUGACAAGGAGUUGGCAAGAGAGUCCAACCAGAUCUGGGACCAGUCUAGUUUAGUGCGUCGGUCUUCUGUUGUCAUGUAUAUAAGAUGUACCUAGUACUCAACGGUGAAAUAUCAUGUCUGCAUUAGGAGCUGGUAGCAGUUCCAGGAUCAGAUGUAUUGUUAUCCUCCUAAUGGUUAAGGUUAGGAGUUAGUUGGAUAACCUGAUCCUAGAUCUGUGGUUAGGGUUAAGUUCUACCUCCAGCUCUGUAUUAGCCACUGUGUGUAGUAUGAUGAUGAUGAUGAUGAUGAAGGUAGUGUAUGGGGGGGGGGGGAUGAAUGCUUCACUCCAUUGUAGUUUUGGGUAAGUUAGUUUUAAACCCUCGAACCGACCGGCUGAUGGUCUCAAAAAAAAAAAGAACCUCCCACCUCAUUCUCUUCAGUGUGGGAUUGUGGGUAAUGACGAUCAAGGUACACUUGUGUUAAGUACAGUUCUUUACGUGGGAUCUCUGGUUUCUCUCUGGGUCGAUGUCGUGUCUUUCCCCUCUCUCUCUUUAUGUCCUUCUUGUUUUGUGUUUGCAUCUCUACGUGGGGACGGACUCCGGACACCUUGCGUCGGUUCCCACAAUGCAUCACUCACUGAGUCAUGGGAAGUCUUGUCAUUUGUAACGCCACUGUAUUUGUGUAUUUUAAAAUUGUGUAAAUAAAUGAAUAAGUCCUUGUA